Macadamia integrifolia is the source of this 1506-nucleotide messenger RNA. RefSeq lists its product as uncharacterized. NCBI's taxonomy places the organism in Eukaryota, Viridiplantae, Streptophyta, Magnoliopsida, Proteales, Proteaceae. Bases 1 to 1506 code for a protein of 501 amino acids. The transcript has 2 exons. The record is from RefSeq and is a predicted model, not a curated record.
AUGGCAUCCAAUGACGGUAAUCGUAUGCAUGGAAAGAUUCCUUUCUUUGAUGGGUCGAAUUACAACUUCUGGAAAAUCAGGAUGGAGGCUUACCUAAAGUCUCAGGGUUAUGGAGUUUGGUUAGCAGUAAAGAACGGUUACAACCCCCCCACUAUAGAUAUUAUAGAUAAAACAGAGACGAAGAAGUGUGAAGACGAUGCUAAAGCAGUGAAUGCACUUCUAGGCUCUCUAGUGAGCAAUGAGUUUGCAAAAGUAGUCGGAUGCACAACAUCAAAGGAUAUAUGGGACAAGUUAAAGAGUGUUCAUGAGGGAGUUGAUAAAAUCAAAGAGGCAAAGCUACAACACCAUAGGAAUUUAUUUGAAAGUCUAAAAAUGUCUGAGGGAGAGACCAUUGAUCAGUUUAUGAGCAAGGUAAACGAAAUCACCAAUUCUAUUAGAGAGUUAGGAGAAGAGGUAAAUGAUGCAGUGGUGGUGAAGAAAAUAUUGAGAUCUUUACCUGACUUGUACAACCCUAAGGUGUCUGCCAUUGAAGAAUCUAAAGACUUGAACACAAUGAAAUUAGAUGAACUACAUGGAACUCUGAUUGCUUAUGAGAUGAGGAUGGUCAAGCCCAAGCCCAAGCCCAAGCCCACAGAAAAGGAAGCUGCCUUCAAAGCUUUGAAGAAAUUGAAAAUCAAUGAAGAUAGUGAACAAAAAGAUUCCGACGAUGAGUUAAUAGCUUACUUGGCUAGGAAACUCAAGAAAGGUAGAGGUAAAUACAAAGGAAAACUUCCUUUGAAGUGUUUCAAUUGUGAUGGUAUAGGGCACUUCGCUUCCAAGUAUCCAAAGAAUGAUAAAUUGAGUGAUUCUGAGGAUGAAGAUGCUCAAAAAAGCAAGUUCAAGAAAGAAAAGAAGAAGUUUAUUCCUAAAAGAAGAAACUUUAAGAAGAAAAGCUUAAUAUCAAAGAAGUGCAAGCCUUCUUCAGAGGAGUCAUCAGAGGACUAUAAUGAGUCAGAUGAUGAGUCAUCUGAGACACUAUUUAUGGCACUUGGUGAUAGAGAAGAGAGGAAGAAAAUGAAAGAUCUAGAGAUUCAGCUUGUUGAAAAGGAGAACCAGAUUAGUCAGUUAAAUAUUACAGUUGAAGAUAUGGCUAAGAUCAAUGAUGAGCUAAGUGUCAAUCUAUCAUCCAAGGCAGAAGAGUGCACUACACUUGAAGAGAAAUUGGAGAUAUUGAAGAUUGAAUUGGAAAAGAUACAUAAGAUGAAUUUACAAGAAGAAACUACACCAUCUCCUUCAAUUACUAUCUUAAAAUCCAAGGGUAAAGAAAUUAUGAUUCAAUCAGUUGAAGCAGAUACUCCAUCAUCAAGCAAAGGAAAUGAACAUAUGUUAGAUAAGAUUUUGAGUUUUCAAAGACCUCUACAUAUGAAGACUGGCCUUGGAUAUGUGGAACAUGGAUCUUCUGAAGUAGUGGAGACUAAAGGCAAAGGAACUACAGAAAUUCCAAUGAGGUUUGUCAAGGAGAAAUAG